Cuscuta epithymum is the source of this 9898-nucleotide messenger RNA. The record is from the annotation of a GenBank genome assembly. Lineage: Eukaryota; Viridiplantae; Streptophyta; Magnoliopsida; Solanales; Convolvulaceae.
GUGGGAUCGUGAGCAUCCCUUCCUUCAUUUCUUUUCUUUUGCCUUUUCCAGUAAGGCCGACCUUUCUUCUUUGUUCCCGACUCAAUUAAAGCAUUUGGCGUUGGUGGUUCAAAAACAUUCAAAGAGCAAAGAGAUUGAUCUUUAAUUUGUUUUUUCGUAGAGUCGAAGAUAUUGAACUCUACUUUUUGGUCAUUGAACUCUAAAGUUAAUGAACCACUAGACACGUCAAUUUUUGUUUUUGCGGUCUUUAAGAAGGGUCUUCCCAAGAGGAUGGGUGCCGUUUGGUCAUCAUUCCCCAUUUCGAGGACGUAGAAGUCGACGGGAAAAACCAUAUUCUCUACUUCUACUAGCACAUCCUCUAAUACACCCUUUGGGUAGGUACUAGAACGAUCUGCUAGUUGAAUCACUACACCGGUUUGAUGUAGUGGGCCAAGUUGUAGGGUUUUAUAAACGGAAUAAGGAAUGACAUUUAUAGAUGCCCCCAAAUCUAGUAAGGCCUUAGGAAAUGUGGUGUUUCCUAUCGUGCAAGGAAUUGUGAACAUGCCAGGGUCGUCACAUUUUUUUGGAAAUUUUUUUUGAAAGACGGCUGAGACAUGCUCACUAACUUCAACCUUUGGUUUCCCCUUUAAUUUAUCUUUUCUUUUUAUUACACAUAGUUCUUUCAAAAACUUUGCAUAACGGGGAACACUUUGGGUUAGUUUAAAGAGUGGAGUAUUUACCUCACAAUCGGCGAAGGUCUUAUAGAUGUCCCGAUCACUCUCUAGCUUCCUUGUAUCUUUCAACGCCUCAGGGAAUGGAGGGAUUGGUUCAUAUGAUGAUAGUGGAGGAAAUUUUCUCUUCGUUGGCUCCUCCUCCUUGUGGUCAAUCUCCUCUUUUUCACUUUCCUUUGCUUGUGAUUCCGGGCUACUCCUUAGCAUGAUGGCAUUGACUUGUUGCCUUGGGUUUUGCUCAGUUUGGGACGGGAGCCUACCCGAAUCUCUUGCUUCAAGUCGAUUUACAGCAUUCGAAAUUUGGCUAACUUGAGUUUCCAAAUUUUGAAUGCUUGACUUUGUUUCUUGUUGAAAUUGCACCACGUUUUGUUGUAAGGUGGCCAUGGUAGUAGCAAGAGUUCGAAUCAUGUCUUCCGUAGACAUACUCGAUUGAGAAGGUGGGUUGGUUUGUUGAGGGUUUCCAUACCUUAAGUUUGGAUGAUCCCUCAAUCCGGGAUUGUAAGAAUUUGAGAACGGGUCAUACCUCCUUUGUUGGUGGCCUUGGAAACCCAAGGCGUUGACAUGCUCUGUUGUGUCUUCUUGAAGAGUUGGGCAUGAGUCCGUGGGAUGCCCUUGUUGUGUACAGAUACCGCAGACCUUGACUUCUUGGGUCUUGGAUUUUAAAAGGAAAUCCUUAACCAAAGAAGUCAAGCCGGUCACUUGACUGGUCAAGCCGUUCACUUGACUUUCCAACGCGUUGUUGGAUUCUGCCGCCAUAACUCUUCGAGUUGAGGAUCGCCCGUUAUAGUGUCUGGAGUUCUCGGCCAACUCCGAGAUGAGAUCUCUUGCUUGCGAAGGGGUUUUGUUGACAAUGCCCCCUCCACACGCCGCAUUCACCAUGCGACGAUCUUGAUCCACAAGACCAUCAUAGAAGUACAGGAUGAGGUCUUGUUCGGUGUAUCCGUGAUAGGGGCAACUUGCACAUAGCUUCUUGAAUCUCUCCCAAUAUUCAUAUAGGGAUUCAUCAUCUUUUUGUUCGAUGUUGCUUAUUUGCUUCUUGAGUGAUGAUGAAAUAGAAGCGGGGUAGUACCUGUCAAGAAAGGCCUUCUUCAUUUGUGGCCAUGUAGUGAUACUUCCUGAAGGAAGAUAGAAUAGCCAGUCCUUCGCGGUGUCCUUCAAGGAAAAUGGGAAUGCUCUCAGUUUGAUCUGCUCCUCGGAGACACCAUUGGGGCACAUGCUUGUGCACACAAUGUGGAACUCCGACAAGUGUUUGUUCGGAUCCUCCCCUCGUAAGCCAUGGAAGGAUGGGAGUAGAUGAAUGACCCAGAUUUUAGCUCAAAUGUGACCCCCGUAUCAAAUGUUGGAAAAGUGAUACAUAGGGGUUGUUGAUCUAGAUUCGGAGCCGUGAGCUCCCUCAAUGUUCUCGUUUCAUUAGCCAUAGUAAUUGGCUCUUCAGUCUCGCUAGAUUGAGAACUAGCACUUGAUGAUUCUCCCGAGUCGGAGCUUGAGAAUUUAUUCUUCAACCGCUCGAGAGUUUGUUCUAUUUCGGGGUUUGAUUUGUAGGUGAUUUCGUUCAGUGAACGAUAUUUAACCAUAUACUACAAAGCUCAGAAGAAAUAGAAAUCCUUAUACUUGAACCAUAUUUUUUUUUCUUAGAAUAAAAUAAAAAGAAAAAUUAAUUGCCUCUCCCCGGCAACGGCGCCAAAUUUGACGUGCACUUUGUCGUGAGUGCACUCAAAGUAAUUUCAACACUAACACUUAUACGUAGUAUAGCGUAGUAGAGUUCGUAUCCACAGGGAAAGGAAUAAUUCUCUUUUUAUAAAACUAGUAAAUAAAAAGGGGGGUUUUGGGAUUGAAUGAUUUAACUUAAUUAAACAUAAAGAUGAACAACUUAAUUUAAAGAUAAAAAGGACUUGGCAUUGCUACUUUCCACUUGUUGAUAUAUUUUAGUCGAUCAUUGUUAUAUCUAUAACUAAUCCCCUCUCGAAUACUCAAUCGAGGAGUAUAUCCAAUUCAUCGAGGAAAGUUAUUAACAACGACCGUUCAUUAAUAACCCUUACUAUUAGUCAAGUAUAGAACAACGCCAUAUACCGACUUGAUAGUAGCAUUUAAUCUCUGAACUCCUUGAUGAAAUCAAUUGAGAUUGAUAACCUCAACACAAAGGUUUCGGUUUAACCAACAAAAUUAAUCCCUCUUAAGUUUAUUAACCACGACCGUGCAUUAAUAAACCGAAGUUACUUACUUGUGAAACCAUCAACGAUUAACCAUCGGUUCGUUGAUCGUUUCUAGUAGUAAUUAAUGUCGAGAUGUUAACUAAUUGUCAUCUUAGCAACACUCCCCAACAUUAAUAUAGAGAUAGAUUAAGGGAAGAAUUAAUAUUCAAGGAAGAAGAUUAAAUAUGAAUAAUCCUACUAUAACUAAUGUCAAGAUGUUAUCUAAUUGUCAUCUUAGCAACACUCCCCAACAUUAAUAUAUAGAGGAAGAAAAUAAAUACUACUAUAACUAAUGUCGAGAUGUUAACUAAUUGUCAUCUUAGCAACACUCCCCAACAUUAAUAUAGAGAUAUAUUAAGAGAAUAAUUAAUAUUCAAGGGAAGAAGUUAAGAAAAUAACUCACAACUUUAAUAAUCAACAAGCUUCAAGAGCAACACCAAGAAAUGGAAGUUUAGCUCCUCAUUUGGAGACUAAACAUGCUAUAAAAUAUAAAAGAAAUACUAUUCUAAACUGAGCUUAAGAGUAUGGAAGAAGGGAUUUAAAAGUGAAGGAAAGGGGGUGUAUUUAUAGGCUUUUUGAGGUGCAGGAUCGAGUACUCGAUCGAGUAUGUAUAGAAAUCAGAAUUUGGUCAAUACUCGAUCAAUACUCGAGUAGAUUUUAUAUGCAUACCCGAUCGAGUAUAUAAGCAUACCCGAUCGGGUAUAGACACUCGAACGUGGGAAAAUCUUCUCCUGCAUGUUCCUUUGUUUUCGGAUCCGAUCCGAUUUGAAAUGUCAACCAGAUACCCGAUCGAGUAUAUGUAUAUACUCGAUCGAGUAUAGACCAAAAUCAGGAUUUUUCCUUCUUUUUGUCUUGUACUCUUGCACCUUCCUUCACCAUUGAUCAUUUGAUUGAUCUUGGACCUGUUUAAGCUCAGAAUAAACCUAAUCUAAACAAAUUACAAGAAUUUAACAAACUAAACUAUUACACCGAAAGUGUGUAAUUUCCGAAAUAUUAAACAAUCAAAACUAACUAAAAGCGUAAAUAAACAUACGGAAAUUACAAACGUAUCAUAUGGGCACUUUGAAUUCCUUGUUAUGUCGUUUGGGUUAACAAACGCCCCAGCGGCGUUCAUGGACUUGAUGAACCGAGUAUUUCACAAAUACUUGGACCGAUUCGUGAUUGUGUUCAUUGAUGACAUCUUGAUCUACUCAAAGAGUGAGGAAGAGCAUGAGGAGCACUUGAUACUCGUUCUUGAGACACUACGGGAGAAGCAACUCUAUGCCAAAUUUUCUAAAUGUGAAUUUUGGCUUAAGGAGAUUGGUUUUCUCGGGCAUAUGGUUUCGGGAUCGGGAAUUGCUGUCGAUAACAAGAAGAUAGAAGCCAUCACCGAAUGGGAGAGACCAAAGAACGUCAAGGAAAUUCGUAGUUUCCUUGGAUUGGCAGGAUACUAUAGAAAGUUCGUGGAGAAGCUCUCUGUUUUGGCAUCACCGUUGACGAAGCUCACUCGAAAAGGAGCUAAGUUUGUAUGGGAUGACAAAUGUGAGAAAGGAUUCACUGAACUGAAGAAGAAAUUGACCGAGGCACCGGUACUUGCAUUACCCAAACAGGGUAUGGGGUACGAUGUCUAUAGUGAGGCGAGCAUCCAAGGGCUUGGAUGUGUGUUAAUGCAGGAGGGGAGGGUAAUUGCCUAUGCUUCACGACAGUUGAAGAAGCAUGAGGUAAAUUACCCCACCCAUGAUCUAGAGUUGGGAGCAGUGGUGUUCGCACUGAAGAUUUGGAGACAUUAUCUCUACGGAGAGACAUGUCACAUAUACACUGACCAUAAGAGCUUGAAGUACGUGUUUACUCAGAAAGAGUUAAACAUGAGGCAGAGACGGUGGAUGGAGUUGAUAAAGGACUACCAUCUAGUGAUUGAGUACCAUCCAGGCAAGGCAAAUGUGGCGGCAGAUGCUUUGAGCCGGAAGAGCUCAUCUGGGGCAUUGAUAGCUAAUUUGAGGGCAUUAAGAGCCCAACUGGAGGUGUCCAGUAAUGGUGCCUUAUUGGCACGGUUUGAGGUGAGACCUACUUUGCUUGAUGAGAUCAAGAAGGGUCAGGAAACUGACGAUGAAAUCAUGAAGAUCAGGGAACGCAUGCAAGCGGGACCGGUGGAGGACUUCAGGGAAAGAGACGACGGUCUUUUAUGAUUUCGUGACCGAGUGUGUGUACCGGCAGAUGAUGAGCUCCAAAAGUCCAUCUUAGAGGAAGCUCAUUCAUCGGCUUAUGCCAUGCACCCGGGGGGCACGAAGAUGUACCGCGACUUGAAGGAGAGUUACUGGUGGUCGGGUAUGAAGAGAGAAAUAGCCGAAUAUAUCAGUCGAUGCCUUACUUGUCAACAAGUUAAGGCAGAACAUCAGCAUCCAGCAGGCUUAUUGCAACCACUUUCCAUUCCUGAAUGGAAGUGGGAACACGUGACUAUGGAUUUUGUGGUAGGUUUACCACGGACAAUCAGGAACUAUGAUGCAGUUUGGGUUGUGGUAGAUAGGCUCACGAAGAGUGCACACUUCUUGCCUAUCAACACUACUUACCCACUUGAGAGGUUAGCCAAAUUGUAUACGGAUGAGAUCGUGAGGCUGCACGGGGUCCCAGUGACCAUUGUAUCUGAUAGAGACCCACGGUUCACAUCGCGUUUUUGGCCAAAGUUUCAGGAGUCUAUGGGAACGAAGUUGAAGUUCAGUACUGCUUUCCACCCACAGACGGAUGGGCAGUCUGAAAGAGUCAUACAGAUCCUAGAAGACAUGCUGAGGGCUUGUGCAUUGGAGUUCCAAGGAAGUUGGGACAACCACUUAGCACUUGUGGAGUUUGCCUAUAACAACAGUUAUCAGGCAAGCAUCGACAUGCCUCCAUACGAGGCAUUGUAUGGGAGGAGAUGUCGUACACCGUUAUGCUGGGACGAGGUUGGCAUGGCCAAACUCGAGGGUACUGAGUUGGUUGAGGUCACCAAAUCAAAGGUGAAGUUGAUUCGAGAGAGACUCAAAGCGGCUCAGGAUAGGCAAAAGAGUUAUGCAGAUAAACGUCGACGAACCUUAGAGUUUAAGGUUGAUGACGAGGUAUUCUUGAAAGUUUCUCCUUGGAAAGGAAUCAUUCGAUUUCAAACCCGAGGAAAACUUAACCCACAAUAUAUAGGUCCAUUCAGAAUUAUAGAGAGGAUUGGGGCCGUAGCAUAUCGUCUACAGUUGACUCCUGAGUUAGAGAAGAUACACAAUGUGUUUCAUGUAUCCAUGCUCAAGAAGUAUGUGCAUGAUCCCUCUCACGUAUUGGAAAAGCCGCCUGUAGAGGUACGUGAGGAUUUGAACUACGCUGUGCAACCGAUCAAGGUCACCGAUAGAAAGGUGAAGAAAUUGAGGAGCAAAGAAGUCCCAAUGGUUAAAGUACUUUGGAAGAGCGAUCGGGUCGAAGAAGAGACAUGGGAAACAGAGGCUUUGAUGAGGAAGCAGUAUGCUUUCCUAUUCGAGUAGAGCUGUGAAUUUCGGGGACGAAAUUCCUGUUAAGGGGGGGUGAACUUGUGACACCGCACCUGAACGUCCUUGAAAAAUUUGAUUUAAAAUUCAAAGUUUAUGUAUUGGAUUUCUGAUUCCCAAACAAUUGUAAAACGAUUAAUGUUUGAAAAAAUUAUAUAAAUAUGACCAAAAUAAAGAUGAUUUACAAAAAUGUGAUUAGUGGCUAGAGUAGUAAUGAAAUCAUAGUAAUUCAUGUUCAAGUUUUGAGCUUAAGUUACCACAACAUCACAUUAUAGUAAUGAAUAGUCAUAUUUAUGUAAAUUUGUUUUAUUUUAGUGAUAUUCUUGUAAAAAAUCCUUAAUGUUUUACGUAAUUAAUGAUCGAUUAUUGUAUCGUUCAAACUCGUAUAUUUGUGUCGGGCAUGCAAAUACUAUUUGGGUCUUAUUAAUAAUAAAAGAGCCCAACAUUUUCUAAAUAGUGAUACAUCAUCUUUCGAGACAAUUUGAGGAAGGUCGGGCGGCCCAAACAUUAUUUUGGGCCCAACCUGCUAAAAAUAGCGAGUAUUCGAGAAUGGCGUUCUAGACCCACUCGGGAGUGACCCACAUGGCUAGUAGCCCAUUAAUAUGUAUGACAUGAUUAAAGAAGAAUACAAAUGCCUAUAACCCCAUCUUUGGCAUUAUUGAACUAAAUAAUGGGAGUAGGAUUUUCCUUCUAUAAUAUCCAUCAAGUAAAUUAUUGAGAUGAAUCUACACAUAUUGGAGAUCAAUAAUGUGAUGUAUGAAGUUGACUUUUUCUAAAUAAGUUAGGAUGAGUACAAAAAGACAUCUUUGACAAAAGAUAAAACAAUAGGACCCAUCUUCCCAUUUUUGGGAGUAUUGGUAGAUAUUUUGGACCUCAAUUUGAUUGAGAUCAAUUGGGAAGCAUUCCAUGUGGCUUGAGUACCUGCAAGACAAGGAAAAUAUGUGAGAAGACUCACCUUGGCGGCACCACAUGGAGGAGCACUGCCCAUGACACAAUUGGAAUCAAAUUUUGGGGCCACCACCACUGUUUUCGCACAAACAGGUGUGCUGUUUUGUCUCCCUUCAUUUUGAGAGUUAUACUCGCCCAAAUAGAUUGAUUAAGGUGUCCUUGGAUAGCCUUUGAAGUCUAUUUUCAGAAUUGAGUGGUCUCUGUUCGAGAGGAGAGAGUAAUCAUACAAAAAUCGAGCUGGAGUGAGCAGUGGUCCGUAAACUCGAGCUCUGAGAGUGCUGAAUCUGUUUGGUGGAUAUCUCGAGUUAUACCAAUCCAAUUAAGGCUUAUAAGAUACCAAAAGAAAUCUCUCAAGACGAGGAAUCCGUGAAGGUCUGGUUUGCAUCAAUCGGAGUAGUGGAAGGCUUCCAAAUCGUCCGAGCAAAACACAACCUCGCAGAAACGAAUCUACUCUUCUAAAGAAACGUGUUCACCGGAAAACACCCAUUCUAGGGGCUGUUUUCGUACCAACGUUUAGGGGUUGAGCUAGCACUUUGAAGAGGCUGUUUAACACUCAUAUUUGAGCAAGGAAUCAGUUCCAAAUCCACCUUGACCAAAGUCUUGACCAUUGGAUCGAGAAGGAAGGUUUUAAAGCUCAUUUGAGGUGAGGACCGACAUCUAGUUGCUUACAACUUGUAGGUUAUGCAUGAGAUUACCUAAAUGCUUGAAUCAUGUUUUUGUGAAUAAAUAUGCUUGAACAUGAUAUGAAUGAUAAGUAAUGGACUUGAUCAUGAAUUGAAACCAUAUUGAUGAAUAUGGAGUCAUGUGAGAUAAAAGUAUGCUAAUAUGGUAAAUUGACUUUCCAACUCAUGUAUGAAUUUUAUGUGUAUGUAAAUAUAUAAUUGCAUGAUGAUGCUUAGAACAUGGGAGGCUGCCACAUAUCUAUUGACAUGGAGGGGCUACCAUUAAUGAUAAAUGAGUUGUAGGAAUAAUCUUAAUAGUAUUGUGAUGCUAGUUAAGGAUUGUUCAAAAUGUUGAUAGAAUCAAACUUAAGGUUUGAGUUGUUUGUGAUGAAAUUGAAUAAGAUUCAAGUGUCAAGUGUGAUUUCAUGGAGUAGGAGAUCUAUGGUGUGAUUGUAUGAAGUAGGAGAUCUAUGGUGUGAUUGUAUGAAGUAGGAGAUCUAUGGUGUGAUUGUAUGAAGUAGGAGAUCUAUGGGGUGAGUACAUGAAGUAGGAGAUCUAUGAUAUGAUUAUAUGAAGUAGGAGAUCUAUGAUGCGAGUGCAUGAUGAUGUACUCGAGCCGAACUCUAGAAAUGAGAAGUUAUAUUACGGUUGGACCCUAUGUAUGUCGUGACCAUUAGUCACGGGGUUUUGGGAAAUGUUUUGUAAUAAACAUGGGCCUUUGAGCCGAUUACUUGACUUUAUAUAAAGUAAGUAUGUAUUUUGAAAGGGGUAAUCUGGGAUUACGACCUAUACUAUAUUAUCACCCUAUUUGAGGGUCUUGUGUGUGAAAUACUUGUUGUAUAUCUAUUAGAUGCCUGCCACACCAGCACUUUAUAGCCCUAUAGAGUGCUGACCCCUUCGGGGGCGUCCCACCACCAUUUUUCAGCUUGAGGCUAGAGCUUGCUUCCUGUGCUCGUUGCUCGAGAGAUCAUAUAGGAGGGAAGACUUGGUUCGUGCUUCCUCCAUUCUGUUUUAAACAUUAAUAAACAUGCUCAUGAAUAUUUUACUAUAGAGCCUGCGUGCUCAUGUUUGCCACGUGUGGCAUUUGUUUUCAAACUAUGUUUUCCGCUACGUAUUCGAUUGCUUAUUAUGUUGUUUAUGGAUGGCUUACGUGUGAAUGAUAUUCGAGACGCCUUGUAUGAUACGAAUGUGUUGGACUGCGGUUGACUAUUCGUAUUGUACGGCGGGUUGUUGACGUGUCCGGGGAGGUCCGGGGCGUGACAUCAUCAAUAUGUCACGAGUCAUUGAUGAGUCAAUAGACGCAAUGAACCAAGAGGUGAAGUAUAGCUCUUUCAAAAUUUCGACAAGUUGCCGCUUAAUGAUCCGACUCAUGCAUUGUACGCGUCAACUUCUCGAAAGGGGGCAAUUGUUAGAGCAACUAUUUGACAGUUUAUGUUGCAUUAAAGAGAGUUGAUCACAAAAGUUAAUGAGGCUUAAUGAUGGCUGUUGUAAUGGAUUUGUGUUUAUUAUUGGAGUUAGUAACGAUAUUAAGGCAAGAGGUUACUUAUUUUGAGCUGGCCAGCAUUGAUGACGAGUUGCGAAACCGACGGGUCGGAACCGUCAUGUCAAAUCGCCAAUAACGGAUAAAUGGAGUCAAUGAAGCGUUAAGAAUCUCAUUUUAAAUAUUGUAACAUUUUUUUGUACAUUAUUAGGCUCUUUAAUGUUAUUAAGGAAGGUAUUAAAUGUAUUUGACCGGCCUUUAUGACGGAUUUGAAUUCGUCAGUACGGCCAACCUGUCAGUAACGGACGGCCAAUCCGUCAGUAACGUAAAAAGUCAUCAUUAGGGCUUUAAUUACCUUUCCUAUAAGUAGGAUAGUCUCAUUGUAAUCAGGGCAGAGCUCACAUUUGAACAAUACACAUGUUUUCAC